AUCACACUAAAAAAGCAAUCCCACUAUCCACACCUACCACAAUAUGCCAACUUUGCUCUAUACUUCCCCCAAGUGUUCAAAUUCAACUGAUCAGAUAACAGACUUGAAAACCAGUGGCAUCUCUUCUCUCCCUCACCCCUAAAACAUCUAUUUAGAGGAUUGAUUCCAUCUUCAUAUUCCUCCUGAUUCACACUUAAAAUGAGUAGUGCUUCACAAGUCCAACUCACUUCCUCAACAGAGAAUAAUCACCAUUACCUUAAACACCUAGAUUUCUUCUUGAGACUCUCUGUUAUACCUUUCAGUGUUGCAUCUAUACGGGUAACUGCCAUUACUAAGCAAGAUAACAGUACCUAUGGGAAUUUGGAAUUCAAUAAUAUCAUUGGCCUCAAGUACUUGAUCUGCAUCAAUGCCAUUUCUGCUUCCUAUGCUCUUGUUGCUAUUGUCUGUUCAUGGUUCAAGUUCUUGUUAACGAAAGCUUGGAUUUUCUUUGUUUCAGAUCAGAUUGUAGCUUAUUUGAUUGUCACAUCCGGUGCAUCGGUGAUUGAGAUACUUUAUCUGGCUUACAACGGUCAUAAAGAAGUUUCGUGGAGUGAAGCUUGUAGUUCUUAUGGAAAAUUUUGCAGUAGAGUGAAAGUUGCUUUCAUUCUACAUGUUUUUACUUUCUUCUGUUUCUUAAUUUUAUCGGUAAUGUCUGCUUUUAGGGUCUUUAGCAAGUUUGAUCCUCCUAGUAUUCCUUCUAAAGGAGUGGAGAAUGAUGGAGAAAGCUAGAAGAAUGAAGCUAAUGUAUGAUGUUAUACACUGUAUGAAUAAAUGGUACUAGAGCUAGCCAUUUAUCAUUUUAAGGCUAGCUGCCGGAGAAAUUAGGCAAUGAUAAUGAAAAGUGGGAGGUGAUAAUCUCUAUGAAUGUGUAUUUCAAGUGUGUUUCUUUCUCC
Molecule: messenger RNA, 932 nt
Organism: Papaver somniferum (opium poppy)
Lineage: Eukaryota; Viridiplantae; Streptophyta; Magnoliopsida; Ranunculales; Papaveraceae
Product: CASP-like protein 2D1
Exons: 3
Coding region: 199-768 (189 amino acids)
Source: RefSeq, a predicted model, not a curated record